Messenger RNA from Drosophila rhopaloa, 3960 nucleotides. It is a transcript of the gene Sgs1, whose product is annotated as mucin-2. Lineage: Eukaryota; Metazoa; Arthropoda; Insecta; Diptera; Drosophilidae. The record is from RefSeq and is a predicted model, not a curated record. The transcript is spliced from 5 exons. The coding region runs from base 1 to 3960 and encodes 1319 amino acids.
AUGCAAUUAGCGCUGAUCUGCAUAACUGUGAGCAUACUGCUCAUUCAGUUUGCAGAUGUAAAGGCAGAUUUCGAUUGGGAUGAGUUAAGAGAUGGUCCUGUCGAGGAAAUAGUACCCGGAGAUGGAGGCGAUAUUAUCUGGAAUCCCCAACCGAUGCAGCCUUGCGACUGUGGAGAAACAACCACAACUAAUAGACCAACUAGGAGAAAAGCCACGAAACCACCACGAACCACAACGACGACCACAAAGCGGACCACCAAAAAGAACACCAAACGUACAACGACCACACCAGCCACACCGGAUACAACAGAUGCGUCUACAACGACCACGGAUGCAGGUACAACGGUCACUUGCACCCCUCCCCCUGUACCUUGUGGUUGCUCCGAUCAAACUACUGGCAGCAGCACCGAUACAUCCAGCGACACUUCCAUUGACACAUCCACCGACACAAGUACAAUGGCCUGCAACGACACUACAACUCCAUUGUGCACUGACACCACAACCCAAAGUUGUACCUGUGGUCAGGAAACGUCUCCGACAAUACCUACUUGUCCCUGUGGCGUAGAAACUUCUACUGCGGUCCCUACAUGUCCCUGCAGCGUUGAAACUUCUCCUGCCCUUCCUUCAAGUACCUGCACAACAGGGACUUCUACUGCAACUCCAACCACUACACCCACAACAACUAGUUGCACCACGUCAGCAACUACUCCAAUAACAACACCUUCUACCUGUACCCCACCAACUACCACUCCGACAUGUACAACGACAACAUCCACAUGUGCCCCAAUAACUACCACUACAAGCACAACAACUGCGUCCACAUCUACCACAAGUGCCCCAACAACUACUACUGAAAGAUGCACAACAACUGCAUCCACGACUGCCCCAACAACUACAACUCAAAGAUGCACAACAACUGCAUCCACACCUACCCCAACAACUACCACUGAAAGAUGCACAUGCACUGCAUCCACGACUGCCCCAACAACUACAACUCAAAGAUGCACAACAACUGCAUCCACUCCUACCCCCACAACUACUACUGAAAGAUGCACAACAACUGCAUCCACGACUGCCCCAACAACUACAACUCAAAGAUGCACAACACCUACAUCCACUCCUACCCCAACAACUACUACUGAAAGAUGCACAACAACUGCAUCCACGACUGCCGCAACAACUACAACUCAAAGAUGCACAACAACUGCAUCCACUCCUACCCCCACAACUACAACUCAAAGAUGCACAACACCUACAUCCACUCCUACCCCAACAACUACUACUGAAAGAUGCACAACAACUGCAUCCACGACUGCCGCAACAACUACAACUCAAAGAUGCACAACAACUGCAUCCACUCCUACCCCCACAACUACAACUCAAAGAUGCACAACAACUGUAUCCACUCCUACCCCCAUAACUACAACUGGGAGAUGCACAACAACUGCAUCCUCGACUGCCCCAACAACUACAACUCAAAGAUGCACAACAACUGCAUCCACUCCUACCCCCACAACUACUACUGAAAGAUGCACAACAACUGCAUCCACGACUGCCCCAACAACUACAACUCAAAGAUGCACAACACCUACAUCCACUCCUACCCCAACAACUACUACUGAAAGAUGCACAACAACUGCAUCCACGACUGCCGCAACAUGCACAACACCUACAUCCACUCCUACCCCAACAACUACUACUGAAAGAUGCACAACAACUGCAUCCACGACUGCCGCAACAACUACAACUCAAAGAUGCACAACAACUGCAUCCACUCCUACCCCAACAACUACAACUCAAAGAUGCACAACAACUGCAUCCACUCCUACCCCCACAACUACAACUCAAAGAUGCACAACACCUACAUCCACUCCUACCCCAACAACUACUACUGAAAGAUGCACAACAACUGCAUCCACGACUGCCGCAACAACUACAACUCAAAGAUGCACAACAACUGCAUCCACUCCUACCCCCACAACUACAACUCAAAGAUGCACAACACCUACAUCCACUCCUACCCCAACAACUACUACUGAAAGAUGUACAACAACUGCAUCCGCGACUGCCCCAACAACUACAACUCAAAGAUGCACAACACCUACAUCCACUCCUACCCUCACAACUACUACUGAAAGAUGCACAACAACUGCAUCCACGACUGCCGCAACAACUACAACUCAAAGAUGCACAACAACUGCAUCCACUCCUACCCCCACAACUACAACUCAAAGAUGCACAACAACUGCAUCCACUCCUACCCCCACAACUACUACUGAAAGAUGCUCAACAACUGCAUCCACAACUGCCCCAACAACUACAACUCAAAGAUGCACAACAACUGCAUCCACUCCUACCCCAACAACUACUACUGAAAGAUGCACAACAACUGCAUCCACGACCGCCCCAACAACUACAACUCAAAGAUGCACAACAUCUACAUCCACUCCUACCCCAACAACUACUACUGAAAGAUGCACAACAACUGCAUCCACGACCGCCCCAACAACUACAACUCAAAGAUGCACAACAUCUACAUCCACUCCUACCCCAACAGCUACUACUGAAAGAUGCACAAUAACUGCAUCCACGAGUGCCCCAACAACUACAACUCAAAGAUGCACAACAACUGCAUCCACUCCUACCCCAACAACUACCACUGAAAGAUGCACAUGCACUGCAUCCACGACUGCCCCAACAACUACAACUCAAAGAUGCACAACAACUGCAUCCACUCCUACCCCCACAACUACUACUGAAAGAUGCUCAACAACUGCAUCCACGACUGCCCCAACAACUACAACUCAAAGAUGCACAACAACUGUAUCCACGCCUACCCCAACAACUACUACUGAAAGAUGCACAACAACUGCAUCCACAACUGCCCCAACAACUACAACUCAAAGAUGCACAACAACUGCAUCCACUCCUACCCCAACAACUACUACUGAAAGAUGCACGACAACUGCAUCCACUCCUACCCCCACAACUACAACUCAAAGAUGCACAACACCUACAUCCAUUCCUACCCCAACAACUACUACUGAAAGAUGCACAACAACUGCAUCCACGACCGCCCCAACAACUACAACUCAAAGAUGCACAACACCUACAUCCACUCCUACCCCAACAACUACUACUGAAAGAUGCACAUGCACUGCAUCCACGACUGCCCCAACAACUACAACUCAAAGAUGCACAACAACUGCAUCCACUCCUACCCCAACAACUACUACCGAAAGAUGCACAACAACUGCAUCCACGACUGCCCCAACAACUACAACUCAAAGAUGCACAACAACUGUAUCCACGCCUACCACAACAACUACCACUGAAAGAUGCACAACAACUGCAUCCACAACUGCCCCAACAACUACAACUCAAAGAUGCACAACAAAUGCAUCCACUCCUACCCCAACAACUACUACUGAAAGAUGCACAACAACAGCAUCCACGACUGCCCCAACAACUACAACUCAAAGAUGCACAACAACUGCAUCCACUCCUACCCCAACAACUACUACUGAAAGAUGCACAACAACUGUAUCCACGCCUACCCCAACAACUACCACUGAAAGAUCUACAACAACUCCUUGUCCGACCACAUCGACUCCAACGACAACACCUCGUCCAAUAACCACGACGCGUCGUCCUUGCCCGUGCCGGCCCCAACCUCCAAUCCAGAUCCCGCCGUCUUGGUGGUAUCCUUACCCAUCUUACCCCAACCCCAUGUGGCCCUGGCAGCCUAACCCGAAUAUCCCGCAAUGGCCACAGAUACCAGGUUAUCCUCAGCAGUUGCCGGCACCGUUGCCAUAUCCUCAGUGGCCCUGGCCUCAAUGGCCAAGGCCACCAGUAGUGACGCCUACAUCCAACGAUUGUGAAAACAUUUGCGAAAACCUGUUGAAGGGUGUGAAGUACCAGGAAGAUCUCAUCAGAAGGUGUUUGUGUCCACACCCAUAG